Messenger RNA from Osmia lignaria (orchard mason bee), 1418 nucleotides. RefSeq lists its product as uncharacterized. The record is from RefSeq and is a predicted model, not a curated record. NCBI's taxonomy places the organism in Eukaryota, Metazoa, Arthropoda, Insecta, Hymenoptera, Megachilidae.
CGUUAUUGGCGGUACAAAGUAAAGUUGCAGUUUUUACAUUUACAGAAAUUCGUUUUUGUUUCCGCUAUACUGAACGCGCUUCAAACAAGAAGACUAACAGAGAUGCCUUACAUAUAAAGGCAACAAUAAUCUAUUUUAUUCAUCCAUAGAAUUCGCGCAUCGAAAAUACGUCAUACAUAUUAAGAAUAUCGCAUAAGAAAUUUGAACGUAAUAAAAUUAAAUUGAUUAAAUUUGAUUACAUAAAAAAGAAACUUGAAUUAUGUUCCAUGGAAAUCAACAAAAUCAGGAAGAAAAAUAUGGUCAACUUGCUCGUAAAUUAUUAAAAAUAGCCACAAUAUCUGGUAGUAAAGUCGUGCUUCGUCGUGGAGAUCAAUCGUCGGAUGUAUCUACCGAAUUCGUACAUGAAUUUGGUACUACAGAUAAAGCAAUUGGGGAUGUUACGGCUGAAGUGAUGUUAACAACAUUGGGUAAAGUUCCAAGUGAAAUGUAUUAUUUGGAAGAUACAGUUUUCAAUGGAAAAGCAGCAACAGAUAAAAGUACUUUGCAAACAUCUCAAUAUGCACAGGCUGUUGCAUCAACACAAGCAAUGGAAAAUAAUCAUGGGUCCUCGGGUCAUUCAUCAGUGUUAUUUAUUUUAUUAAUUGUACUUUUGGUAAUACUGUUAUUAUGCUGCAUAAGCGCAGGUUUAAUAGCUAAGACAAGAAGAAAAAGCAGUUUCUUUGGGAAAUCUGAUAUGGAGUGUGAUUCAAAAUGUACCGGGAUAAAUCAACCUCUGUUAGAUAAAAAUUCAGAUCUCACAAAUAAAACGAGUAUUAGCUGUCUGAGAAAUUAAAAAGAAGGAACGUGGUAUGAGCCUGUAUAAACAUAACAUUUCUUUGGUGAACAAGGUAUAUGAAGCAGCAUAAUAAAAUUUAGAGUAUACUUCAAAGUAUAAAACUUAUUGGGCAAAAUAGGAUUUACAAAAAAUGUUAAAUACGCCAUAACGUUCGAUCAAAUGUAAAAUAUAAUACGCAAUACGGCUAUAAAUAUGUCCAAAACGGUCACAUGUAACGAGAAAGGACAAGAAAUGUGACUUAACCUAAAAAGAAGUCAACUCACCCGGUUUUACCGGUGUCGCCGUCGUAGAAGCCGUUGCACCGAAGCUAAAAGCAGGAGCGGGCGUCGAAGUUGUCACUCCGAACCCCGAGCCAAAUGACAUUUCUCAAAUUAAACUAAAUUUGACGUAUGAUAGAAACACGUUUUUACCGCGCGCGCUUUACAAUUUCGUAUAAACGACAAUGCCACAAACAUGGCGUCUGACAUGCGCAGGAAACGUAAGUUCUCUCUCACGCGCAGGACGUUCGUCACGUGGCAUUCUUUCCGCUUAUCUUCAAACUAUUUCAAACAGCUGUAAUAAACGCAACUAUUUUACCGUUAAA